AAGAGCUAUUUGACAUCGCCAUUCCCACGUGUUCUCCUUCAUCCAGCGGCUGCGGCGCCGGCCCUGACCCAGAUCCUCCGCCCCCAGACUCGACUGGCAGCGGAGCCCCGCAGCCUCCUACUGGUGUCGGAUGCGAGAGUCUGUCCUUAAGUGAGAAAUCAGGCCUCACUGGAGACAUUCAAGCAAAGGUUGGACAACAACUUUUCCAGAACAGAAAGGAAACUCAUGCAUCAGAAAAGGCUCCGGACGCGCAGGCUCAGCGGCCAUGGCUCAUGGCCAUGUGGGAUGUGGGAUCUUCCGCGGCAUGUGGGAUCUUCCCGGACCGGGCCACGAACCCGCAUCCCCUGCAUCAGCAGGCGGACUCUCAACCACUGCGCCACCAGGGAAGCCCCCAAUCUGUCUUUUGAUUCUUUAGACUACUUAUAUUUAAUGUAAUUGUUUAUUAAGGCUUAAAUGUGCUAUUUUAUUUUUUAUUUUCUGUUUGUUCUGGUUUUGUUUCUCUUUUCUUGCCUUCCUGUGGAUUAUUUUUGUAAUUUAUUUUGAUUAAUCUAUAAUGUUUUUGAGUGUAUCUCCUUGUGUUCUUUUUUAGUGGUUGCUCUAGCUUAUCACAGUCUAAUGGUGUCAGCAUAUUACCAGUUUCAGUGAAGUGAGAAAACCUUACCUCCCUUUACCCUCCCCAUUUAAAGUAUACAUUUAGAACCAUGUUAGACAGUUUUAUAAUUUUUGCUUCAACUGUCAAAUAUAAUUUAGGAAACUCGAGAAGAAAAGGAAAGGGUACUGUACCUGUUCCUAUUUUUAUUACUGUGUUGUUCCUCCUUGAUGUUCCAAGUCUCCUUUUAUCAGUUUUUUUCUGCUCAGAACUUUAAGAAUUUGGUGCCAGCAGACCUGCCUGAAAAGGAUUAGUUUUCCUUCAUUUGAGAAUGUCUUAAUUUCACCUUCAUUCCUGAAGGAUAUUUUUGCUAGAUACAGGUUUCUGGGUUGACUGAUGAGAAAUCUGCUAUUAUCCUAAUUGUUUUUCCCCAUAGAAGAUGUCGCUUUUCUCUUGCAAGCGACAUCUUGCAAGACUAAAUUUUUUGUCUUUAGUUUUUAAAUGUUUGACUAUGAUGUAUCUUGAUGUGGAUUUCUUUGUGUUUACGCUUUUUGGAAUGCAAUUCAGUUCUUGAAUGUGUAAGCUUCUCUUCUUUUGCCACAUUUGGGAAGUUUUCAGCCAUUAUUUUAGUACUUUAACAGCCCUGCCCUCUUUCUCUUCUUCCAGGACUCUAAUAAAACAAAUGUCAGUUCUUUUGUCACAGUCACACAGAUUCCUGGUACCCUGUCAUUUUUUUUAUUCUAUUUUUCUGUUAUUCAUAUUGGAUAAUUCUAUUUUGUAUCUUCCUCCUUCCUUCACAGGUUCCUUUUUCUAUCCCCUCCGAUCUGCUGUUGAUUCUGUCUGUUGAGCUUCUUUUGUUUUUUUCUAUUUUUCACUUCUUAAAAUUUCCAUUUGGUUCUUGAUAUCUUAUAUUUCUUUGCUGAGUUUUAUAUUUUUUUAAUUUGUUUCAGACAUUCUUAAUUAUUCAUUGAAACAUUUUUUGUAAUAGCUAUUUUAAGAUCUUUGUCAGAUAAUUCUAACAUCUCUCAUCUCAGUGUUUGACAUCUUUUUUUCCUUAAGAUCUUAGUUCUUGGAAUGAGUUUUGUUUGUUUCUGUUUUUUUGUAACCUAGACAUUUUGCAUCUUGUGUUAUGAGACUCUAGAUCUUGUUUAAACCUUCUCCUCUAGCUGACUACUUUUGACACUGCUUCAUGGGGUGGGGGCACCUUAUUACUGCCAGGUGAGAGUAGAAGUCCAAGUUCCUCACUCUGUCACUAGAGAGGGUGGGUGGUGUGUGUGUGUGUGUGCGCGUGCGCCAGGGGGUGUGGGUGAUGUUCCUCAUUUCUGCUGGGUGAGCGUAGGAGUUACGGAUCUCUACUAGGCCUUCAUUGGUGUCUCCCUGGCUGAGGACUGGAGUGCCUCAUUACUACUCCCCACGUGGCCUCCACUGACACCACAGGAGGGCAUGUGGCCUGAUUACCAUGGGGCAGUAUGUAGGUCCUGAAUCUCAACUAGGCCUCCUUUGAUACCACCCGAGAGGGAAGGGAGAAAGGUACUUCAUCACUGACAACAGAGGUGGAAGUCUAGGCUCCCCAUGCAGUUUCCAGUGACACUUGGGGGAGGGGUCCUUAUUAAUGUCCAGCAAGAAUUAAAGUCCCUGCUCCCUAAUCACCCUUCUCUGACACUAUUCUGGUGUGGGAGUUGGAGUGUCUCGUUAAAACCUAGUGAGGGUGGAAGUCUAUCUGGCUUAUGCUGAUGUGGGUGGGGAUGAGAACCAAAGUUUUUUCUGUGUUGGCCUGGAGUACAGCAGUUAUUGUUUAAAAGAUUUCUGUUUUAUAGGCAGGCUUCCCCUUUCCUAGGCUUUUGGCUAGAGAAGGCAGACUUUUGGCUGGGGGUACAGAGGGGCUUUUUGACUACUCCAACUGGCUAUUUGCAGAUUGCCAGCUUUUUCAGCUCCAAGUUUGUGAUAUAUGAGACCCCAGACAAGGGAGAGAAUUCACUACUGUGAUGUUUCUCGGGUCCCAAGGGCCCUAGCUAAUAUACUUUCUCCUCUCUACUUUUUAGUCUUAUGUUUGUUUUAUGUGUAAUGUCCAGGGGUUUUAGUUGUACUUAGUGAGAAGAAUAGGGAAAAGCACAUCUACCCCACCUUCCCAGAAGCACAAAUCCUAAACCUCACUGUAUGAUAUACUUACAGGAUUCUCUGUUUCUUGGCUGGUUAGUGAUAAAAUUUUAUAGCAGCUAUAAAGAUGCAUCUUACCUCAGAAGCAUGGCUGGUUUCAUAACUAGCACAGUACUUGGUACAUUAAAUAAAUGUUUACUGAAUGAAUAUCUACCCAUAUCUAUCUAGCAAAAUAGUAACUGCUGAGAUCUCAAACUGUAAAUAAGUUUGAAGUUGAUAUUAGAAAAUAAUGGAAUAAUUAGGUUUGUAUUUCUAUGCAGUUCCGUAGUUGGAGGGUGUGGAAUCAGUGUUUCAUGACUUAAGUGAGCAAAGAGUAAAUAUAAUGGAAGUAUCUUACCUGGGACAUAUCAAUGAUGAUAGUCACAGCAAUACCUGAAAAAUUGUGACCUUCAGUUAAUUCCUGGUAUUUUUCAGGUAGUUUAUGUGGUUAAAAUAUAUAUAUUAUUUAUAAAGCUGUGAAGUAAAAUAGGAAUAAAGAGCGUUCUUGGUAACUUUUUAGGUGUUUAUGGAACACUAGUUGCCUGCAUGUUGGGCUAAUCUGAAACCUCUACUGCAUUGUUUGUAGCAGAUAUCGAAGAAUUUUAAUAGAAAAGAUAGUUUAUAACUGUUACUACUAAACCAGAGAUUCCCUGAAGUAUAGACAGUCAGAAUUUUGGAAUGAGACUAGGAUAGCAAAUAGAAAAGAACUGGUGCUUUCCCUUGCAUGUGGAAAAAAUAACUUUUUAAAAAUGGCAGUAAUACUUAUGAACACACAGGAUAAGGACAAAAGAGCAGGGAAGAAUAAAUGCAAAAGGGGUAAAGUUUUAUACAUGGUUGGGAAUGCUGGAGUGGAAUUACCAUUGAUUGUAUUUGUUAAUCAAAAUGAGAAUUUUCUUUCACGAUAGUAGCAUACACUCUGCCCUAAGCUUGAAUUUCCUACUUAAUCUCCAUGUGAGCUUCAUGAAAAUUUCGUGCUUUUCACAGCCACUUUAAAUAAUAAUUGAUGAGCUAGUAAGAAUGACAUACACAUCCAGUUUAUGAGAUUUCAUCUGUUUUAGAACUAGCCAGGAUAGAAUAAGUAAAUAACGUGAUACAUUCUUACAUCAUAAUUAACUGAUCCUGGGUCCUCCAUUUAGGAUAUGUGAAAAUCCCAGUAAUUCAGAAACACUCUUUGACUUCCUUAUCUUCACUUCUCUGUUGCCCCCAAGUUAGAUCAAAAGUGUCAUAUGUUCAGAAGUUUCUGGUAAGUCUCUGUGAUUACCCUUUUUGAACUGUAGAAUGUACAACUCCUGUAACUUUCUCUUAGAGUCUUUUAGAACUCUCUUUCAUGAGUGUUGUUGAUUAAUAAGUGGAUGGUGUUUGUUAAUUAAUAGAACCUUUGCAUUUACAUAGAGAUAGUAAAAGGAUCUUUAGUAGCACAGAUCUAAGUUGUAUUAGGAACCAGGGGGAUAGUUAACUUAAGUACUUAUAGGAAGACACCAGAGAGCUCUUUCCCAUAAAACCGUACUACGCAUGGGACUUUAAUACGUAGCUUUGCAAGGUAACAGAGCAAACUGUCUAAAAAAUGGAGAUGUAGAUAGGGCCUUUGGUUCUCAUAGCUAGCAUUAAGAAAAUCGAGUUCUAAACUGUAAGGUUCUUAUUAAUGACCUGGGAGAUUGUGGGGGGGCAUAUAAUUACAUAAUCAGAAAUUUAUAAAAUAUGAACAGUAAUUUCAGGUAGACUCGUUUCAGUGCUAUUUCAAAAUCUGUGCUUGUUUUGAUUACCUUCAACUAGCCUACAGAAAUUUGUAUACAAACUGACAAACUUUUUACUUUUAAAUCAGGUGACUAAUAAACAUACCAAAAGAAUAUGGCUGCACAAAUACCAGAAUCUGAUCAGAUAAAACAGUUUAAGGAAUUUCUUGGAACCUACAAUAAACUUACAGAAACCUGCUUUUUGGACUGUGUUAAAGACUUCACAACAAGAGAAGUAAAACCUGAAGAGACCACCUGUUCAGAGCAUUGCUUACAGAAAUAUUUAAAAAUGACUCAACGAAUAUCUAUGAGAUUUCAGGAAUAUCAUAUUCAGCAGAAUGAAGCCCUGGCUGCCAAAGCAGGACUCCUUGGCCAACCACGAUAGAGAAGUCCUAAUGCAUGGACUUUUGAUGAAAGAUUGCCAACAACUGUUGCACUGGAAAUGAGGAUUCACCUGACAGAAUCCCAUGAAAGCAGUAGCCACCAUGUUAAACCAUCUGUCAUGACUGUUUGGCAAACGGAAACCACUGGGGAAACAAAAUUGCUGUUUACCAGAAUAAUCAAAAUAGGUCUUAUUGUUCAAUGAAAAUAAUAAGAUGCAACACUUGUUGAGGCCUUAAGAUUCAGCAGCUUGGUCACUUGAUUAGAGAAAUAAACCAUGGUUUCUUCAAUUAUGACUGUUAAUUUUAAAGCAAAAUACGUGUUCAAUCAUGUAUGAGAUAGAAAAAAAAUUUUAUUACUAAAAGGAAAAUAAAUGGAAAUAUCACUGAGCAGUUUAUACUAUAUAGCACCAUAGCAUUCUGACUGGAUUGUGGAUACACUGAAAUGUUUUUCAAUCAAGAUCAUCCUCCAAGUAUUCCUGUUCAUUCAUGUCUGCCUCAAAUUGCUGGUAAAUACAUAAAAUCAAUUUAAUGCA
This is a messenger RNA of Globicephala melas (long-finned pilot whale), 5374 nucleotides long. It is a transcript of the gene TIMM9, whose product is annotated as translocase of inner mitochondrial membrane 9. NCBI's taxonomy places the organism in Eukaryota, Metazoa, Chordata, Mammalia, Artiodactyla, Delphinidae. The record is from RefSeq and is a predicted model, not a curated record.